AGAUCCCGCGCGGCUCAAACACUCGACACACACCGCAACAUGCACGCGUAUCUCGCGGUCGCCCUCGCGCUCGCGGCGCCCGCGCUCGCUCUACCCCGCGACCGACUUGGGUACGAAAGAGAAAUAGACACUACCAAUUUCAAUCAAGUGCCGAAACUGCUCGACUCGUACGUUCUGAGUGACGAAUAUUUAGCCGCGCAGAAGAACAGAGGGAAUAAACUAAUAACUAGGUUCAAACCAGAUGAACCGGUGGCAUACGACAAUGUGAUAUUAGAAUCUAAUGUAGUAACAAUAUUACGACCAGAGAAGAAGCGAACCGAGAGCGGCUCUAAUACGGAACUGGUGAGGCGGCGGCGAGGGUACAAUUUGGAGAACGUGAGGGUUCCGGCGAGGUAUCCCUACCUGCCUGUCCCGCAAUUCAACCGAUUUCGCAGAUGGGGCUAGUGGCCUCGGCAGAGGGCGCGCCACUGAGCGAGACUCCAUCAAAUGUCAAGGCUGCAGCCUCUGCCGCUGUGGACCAACCGUGCCGCGAGCGUUUCUCCCAUGCAUCCCACAUGUGUGAUCUGCGCAUCUUUGUGCACUAGGACUAUUGCUUUACUUUUAUAUAAAAACGAUGUGGCUGUGAUCGAACGCUAAUGUUAUGCCGUCACUUACGGUUUGAAGGCAACGAUUGACAGAUUAAGUUAUGUAGUUAGAGUAUCGAAUAAUUUAAGUGUUAUUAUUAAUAUA
This is a messenger RNA of Amyelois transitella, 729 nucleotides long. RefSeq lists its product as uncharacterized. Bases 40 to 444 code for a protein of 134 amino acids. NCBI's taxonomy places the organism in Eukaryota, Metazoa, Arthropoda, Insecta, Lepidoptera, Pyralidae. The transcript has a single exon. The record is from RefSeq and is a predicted model, not a curated record.